This is a messenger RNA of Penicillium daleae, 1116 nucleotides long. RefSeq lists its product as uncharacterized. NCBI's taxonomy places the organism in Eukaryota, Fungi, Ascomycota, Eurotiomycetes, Eurotiales, Aspergillaceae. The transcript is spliced from 2 exons. The record is from RefSeq and is a predicted model, not a curated record. Bases 1 to 1116 code for a protein of 371 amino acids.
AUGGCUGCCAACCAUCCACCCGAUGCGCCCGACUCAACUACUCCAGUCUACAAUAAACACGUGAUAGAUCGGAUCCUCGAUGUCAUUCGCUCUCAUCCACUUUACGAUCAGAAUGUGAUAGAACAAAUCCUCGAUAUCGCAGCAGAUUGCGAACCUUCGCCCCCAGCGCCGACACCGCGCUUCUAUUAUUCCCGGGAAUCUGGUCUAGAGCACGUGAAGCAGUUCGCUGCCCGACAUGGGUAUACCCUCAAUACCAGGCGCUCAGAUGAAUCGAAAGUCGACCUAGUCUGCUCUCGUUGGCCUGACCCCAAGGCAAAAGGAGUGGGUAAUGACGCGGCGCCUACACGGGGUCGGGUGUCCAGCGGGUGCAGCUGCUCGUUUCGAAUUCAGCUAAGAAGGCGUACUGCACCGCAGAAACGUGGGCUGGCGGCUUCUCCAGAGAAUUCACCACUGCCGAUAUGGCAGCUACGAAUUCAAAAUGGCGCCCAUAAUCAUGGGCCGAAACGAAGACGCGUUGACAAUGCCGCGCACCUUCCUGUUUCCGCUGAGAUGACUGGCAACGAUUUGGCCGGUCUCGCUCUCCCACUGAGUGAUGAUAUCGUGCUAGACCAAGUCUUCAGCCUCGAACAAGAUCGGGAGCUGUCACCCCCAGAACCGCCCUUAGCCCACCCCCCAGCAUUCCCUCCAGGGCCACCACCAGCGCCUCCACCACGCUUCUAUGAUUCACGAGAGGUUGGCCAGCAGGAUAUCGCCGAAUUCGCCACCAGUCAUGGGUAUUCCUUGACUAUCAAGCGCUCAGAUCAAUCCAAAGUUGACAUGGUCUGCUCUCGCUGGCCCAAUCCCACGAAUCCCCGAGAACGGAAGACAAACGCAACCGGCUGCCCGUUUCGACUGCAAUUCAGACGGCGUACUGGAGCGCCGCAGAAACCUGGAUAUAUAAUAUUUUCGGAUCCCGCACCACAAACGGGAUGGGAGCUGCGAAUUCUGAACGGAGAGCACAAUCAUGAAGCAACAUUUGAGUCUCCGAAAAAGAAAAAAAGAAAGAGGAAAUCAAGUGACCCAUCGGGAUCUCCUGGCAAUGAGGUUCCUGAGGUGCUUGAGGUUCCUGAGGAUUGA